Messenger RNA from Fukomys damarensis (Damara mole-rat), 6154 nucleotides. It is a transcript of the gene Gse1, whose product is annotated as Gse1 coiled-coil protein. The record is from RefSeq and is a predicted model, not a curated record. Lineage: Eukaryota; Metazoa; Chordata; Mammalia; Rodentia; Bathyergidae. The coding region runs from base 3 to 3260 and encodes 1085 amino acids. The transcript has 15 exons.
GCAUGAGCCAUGAGCCCAAGUCCCCUUCGCUAGGGAUGCUUUCCACCGCGACCAGGACCACCGCCACCGUCAACCCCCUCACCCCCUCGCCACUCAAUGGCGCCUUGGUGCCCAGUGGCAGCCCGGCCACCAGCAGCGCGCUGUCAGCCCAGGCCGCGCCUUCCUCCAGCUUUGCCGCUGCACUGCGCAAGCUCGCCAAACAGGCGGAGGAGCCCAGAGGGUCCUCGCUGAGCAGCGAGUCAUCUCCCGUGUCCUCUCCGGCCACCAACCACAGCUCCCCUGCCAGCACGCCCAAGCGCGUGCCCAUGGGCCCCAUCAUCGUCCCCCCCGGGGGCCACAGCGUCCCCAGCACACCCCCCGUGGUGACCAUCGCCCCCACCAAAACGGUCAAUGGCGUCUGGAGGAGUGAGAGCCGCCAGGACGCGGGCUCUCGGGGCGGCAAUGGCAGCGGUCGGGAACGCCUCAUCGUGGAGCCGCCGCUGGCUCAGGAGAAGGCAGGCGGCCCAGCUGUCCCCUCCCACCUGCUCAGCGCCCCGUACCCCUUCGGGCUCUCCCCCAGCUCGGUCAUGCAGGAUUCCCGCUUUCCGCCACUCAACCUCCAGCGGCCUGUGCACCACGUGGUGCCUCCCAGCACGGUGACCGAGGAUUACCUGAGAAGCUUCCGGCCCUACCACACCGCAGAGGACCUGCGCAUGUCCUUGCCCCCGCUCGGCCUGGACCCGGCCACUGCCGCUGCCUACUACCACCCCAGCUACCUGGCCCCGCACCCCUUCCCGCACCCCGCCUUCAGGAUGGAAGACUCCUACUGCCUGUCCGCCCUGAGGUCUCCGUUCUACCCCAUCCCCACCCCUGGCUCCCUGCCUCCGCUGCAUCCCUCGGCCAUGCACCUCCACCUCUCAGGCGUCCGCUACCCGCCGGAGCUCUCGCACUCGUCCCUGGCGGCGCUGCACUCGGAGCGCAUGUCGGGGCUCAGCCCCGUGCAGCACCCCUUGCACCCGGUGCCCACGCCACACCACACCAUCCCCAGCCUCAUCUCCAGCCACGGUGUCUUCUCCCUGCCGGCCGGCAGUGCCGCCAGCCUGCUGCUGCAGCGCACCAACGAGGAGGAAAAAUGGCUGGCGCGGCAGCGGCGGCUGCGGCAGGAGAAGGAGGACCGGCAGUCCCAGGUGUCGGAGUUCCGGCAGCAGGUGCUGGAGCAGCACCUGGACAUGGGCCGGCCCCCGGUGCCCACGGAGGCGGAGCCCAGGCUGGAGAGCAGCAGGCCAGGACAAACUCGGCUUGAGCAAGGCAGCCGCGAGGCCCCACAGCACUUUGGUGGGCCACCACCUCUCAUCUCUCCCAAGCCGCAACACCACACAGUACCCACGGCCCUGUGGAACCCAGUGUCUCUGAUGGACACCACCCUCGAGACGAGGCGGGCUGAGAGCCACGCUCUGCACAGCCACCCGGCGGCGUUUGAGCCCAGCCGCCAGGCCGCCGUCCCGCUGGUGAAGGUGGAGCGCGUCUACUGCCCCGAAAAGACAGAGGAGCCCCGGAAGCGCGAGGCCACCCCCCUGGACAAGUACCAGCCCCCAGCACGGGAGGCAGGAAGCCUGGAGCCCCCGGCCUUUCCCCACGGACCUGGGCCCUUUCUGGCUGAGCUUGAGAAGUCUGCACAGACCCUCCUGGGCCAGCAGCGGGUCUCCCUCCCCCCCGCAGCCUCCUUUGGGGAGCUCAGUGGGCCCCUGAAACCUGGCUCACCUUAUCGGCACCCAGCGGCCCGCGGCCCUGACCCUGCCUACGUCUAUGAUGAGGUCCUGCAGCAGCGCCGGAGGCUGGUCAGCAAGCUGGACCUGGAAGAGCGCCGGCGGCGGGAAGCCCAGGAGAAAGGAUACUACUACGACCUCGAUGACUCUUACGACGAGAGUGACGAGGAAGAGGUCAGAGCCCAUCUGCGCUGCGUGGCUGAGCAGCCACCCCUCAAACUGGACACAUCCUCCGAGAAGCUAGAGUUUUUGCAACUUUUUGGCUUGACCACCCAACAGCAGAAGGAGGAGCUGGUAGCCCAGAAGCGGAGGAAGCGUCGGCGGAUGCUGAAGGAGAGAAGCCCAUCCCCACCAGCAGUUCAGAGUAAGCGGCAGAUGCCUUCACCAAGACUGGCACUGUCCACCCGCUACAGCCCGGAUGAGAUGAACAACAGCCCCAACUUCGAGGAGAAGAGGAAGUUCCUGACCAUCUUCAACCUGACCCACAUCACUGCGGAGAAGAGGAAAGACAACGAGAGACUUGUUGAAAUGCUCCGUGCCGCCAAGCAGAGGACACUGUCAGCAGCGGUGGCAGAUUCAAUGACAAGCUCUCCGAGGGACAGUCCUGCCAUCUCCCUGAGCGAACCAGCUGCACAGCCCGCUUCUAUGGAAACAGACAAGCCUGUUGGUAUUGCUGCCUCCUUGUCCGAUGUCCCAAAAGCCGUGGAGACUGGGAGACUGGAACCACUCAGGCCCCAGGAACUGUUGAGAGCCCAGGAGCCAGCUCCUACCAGCGGUGAGAAGGCCAGGCUGAGCGAGGCCCCUGGGGGCAAGAAGAGCCUGAGCAUGCUGCAUUACAUCCGGGGCUCUGCGCCCAAGGACAUUCCUGUGCCAUUGUCCCACAGCAUCAACGGGAAGAGCAAAGCGUGGGAGCCCUUCAUGGCAGAAGAGUUUGCACAUCAGUUCCACGAGUCAGUGCUGCAGUCCACCCAGAAGGCCCUGCAGAAGCAUAAAGGGAGUGUAGCUGUGCUGUCUGCAGAGCAGAACCACAAGGUCGACACCUCUGUCCACUACAACAUUCCUGAGCUGCAGUCAUCCAGCCGGGUCCCUCUACCCCAGCAUAAUGGGCAGCAGGAGCCCCUAGCCGGGAGGAAGGGUCCCCACACACAGGAGCUGGACCAGGACUCAGACGACGAUGAGGAGGAGGGGGACAGUGAAGAGGAAGAUGAAGAAGCCCCCAGGCGCAAGUGGCAAGGAAUUGAGGCAAUCUUUGAAGCUUACCAGGAACACAUAGAAGAGCAAAACCUGGAGCGGCAGGUGUUACAGACACAGUGCCGGCGGCUGGAGGCCCAGCACUACAGCCUCAGUCUGACAGCAGAGCAGCUCUCUCACAGCAUGGCGGAAUUGAGGAGUCAGAAGCAGAAGAUUGUCUCUGAACGGGAGCGACUCCAGGCAGAACUGGACCACUUACGGAAGUGCCUUGCCUUGCCUGCAAUGCAUUGGCCUAGGGGUUACUUUAAGGGAUAUCCAAGGUGACGGUUUCCCUUGCUCUAGGCCGAACCUAUAGUAUAGAAAUAUUAUCUAUUUUAUUACCUUGAAUAUUUAAUAUUUUUCACUGGGAGGUUUGAAGCUUAAAAACGAGAAUGUGCCAUGCAUGAAGCAAAGGAUUUCAGGCUCCAGAAAAAGCAAACGAACGAACUCACCUUGACUUCAAUGCAGUCAAAUCACCUUUGUCACUCAGCGAGCAGCCAGUGUAGGACGCCCAUCAUUUUCCUAAAGGUGGUUAAUUAUCCCCCUUCCCCCACAUCAUUCUUUGGUCUGAAAGCGAAGGCUCCAUUGCCAACACUAAAACAGUAUCACCUAGCACCUUGGUGCGUGGGCCUGGAUCUGACCGGCUGGUCCUGUUUGUCAUGUUGCCGUGCUACUGUGCCCAAGAACCAGGUCUGCUCCUGCUGCAGCGCGGGGUUGGCCUCUUCCUGCCCAGGAGAGACUGGCUCCAGCUGAAAAGAAGGCUGGGUGCAUUGUAAGUAAAGGGCUUGUUUUUUCUGUUUUGUUGUGGGUUUUUUUUGUUUGUUUGUUUGGUUUUUUCAGUUACUUUUCCACAGAAUCGUCUAAAACAACUAGUCCUAGGAGCACACAGAGCAUUCCUAGGCUUUCCCCUGGAAAAGCUCUCAAAGUGAAUCCGCAAACCGAAGGUCCCUUUUUACUACUCCUUGGGGAGAAUGUACAGAGCCCUGUGUGCACGAACUCACACCCACCUCAUUGUUACUGCAGUGGGGAGUGUUUUCAUACAGCGUAAAUUUUGAGAGAAAAGUCAAAGGUGCUUCAGCCUUGUACUGUGUGUAUAUAUAUAUUAAAAAGCAAAGUUUUGUAUGUUUUUAUUACUUUUAAUUGUUAUAAAAAGCCUGCCAUUUUUAAUAUGUGGUUUGGGGGAUUUUUGUUUGUUUGUUUUUCCUGUUUGGGGUUUUGUUUGUUUUUGCUGGGAAAAGAAAAAAAAAAACCCUUGCUUUUAGUGUUUGUACUGCUGCUGGUCAGGAAAUUAAAAUAUUGAAGUUUUUAAAAAUUAAAGAAGAAGAAAAAAAAGUAAAAGAGCUUACCACUGGCGCCUAUGCGAUCACUUCAUUUUUGAUUUGAAUUGCACCAGAAGCGAUGCAGAAAGCCAUGCGUUACUUACCUCCUCCCUCACCCCCGCCCCACAUAUGGACAAGGUAAUAGCAAGUAGACCCCACUGCUGUGAAGUGAGGGGACAGUUUAUGGCGGGAACAAGACAGAUCCUGUGUAAAGCAGCCACAUGCACACAGGGCCCUGGGGCUUUCUAAAAGAACCUUUCAGGAAGUGAACAAUUUCUGCGAUAGAAUUCUGAGAUGCCUGAGAACAGGUGCAGAGUAGAAACUUUAGAAGCUUUAUUUAGAUACAGAGCUUUGUAAAAGCCUCAAGUAGGAUCAACAAUGUCUGAGCUGAAUGCCUCCUCUGAACCUAGCUGACGGGCACAGGGACGGCCACAUUGCUGGAAAGUGUUUCCUCUAGGUCAGGAAGGUCUCUCUAGCAGGGCCGGGACCCUCCCCAUGGGCCCAGGAGUGGGUUGGGGCAAGGGAGGCAGUUUGAGCCCAAUGUCCGCUGGACACACGCUGCCGUGCUCCACGGCCUGAGCUCCUGCCCCUCCUGUGCAGAGCAGCUUGCUGGCAGCUGGCACCGUGUCACUCAUCUGCCCCCACAGUUUGCUUUGUACGCCUGCCAAGGAUCUUCCAGUUAUUAGCAAACGCGAAGUGCCGCCAGUCAAUAAGCUCCUUCUCACCCAAGGCAGCAAGUGGAAAAGAACUAAAAGGCUGUGCUAGGGCCUCAUCCCCUGCAAAGACAUUAAGAGAUGCACAUGUUCCACAGGCGUGGAGAGGGAGCCACACUGCGAGCGACCAGGGCACAGGCACGCUGCCUUUCCUGCAAGUCUCCGUCCCUGGGGUGAAAGCGCACAGCCUGCUGCAGCCCUUCACCCCCAGGCUGCCUCCCACAUCACCAUGGCUGAUGCAUGUGCUAGUCAGGUUUGGUAAUGGCCUUGGCUAAAGGGAAAGGGGAAGUGGCUCUAAUAUGUUACUGGAAAGGUGGGCACGGCCCUCUCCCCACAUCAGCCUGUCAUGGGGCAGGGUGGCACACAGAACAAAGGGUGCAUCCUCAGAAAGGGCUGCCCGGGGUGGAAGCCUGCGCCAGCAAUAACUGCUUUCUCCCAGCCAAAUGGAAACUGCACACCCUUUCUUGCCCUUGGGCCCCUCUGCCCUGCCUCCCCCACUCCCGCCUGCAGAAGUAUCUGAAUAUUCUUCUGCCCAAGAAGUAAUACGACAAUCAGAACCUAAGUACAAAGCAGUGAGGCAGCACACACCAACCACGAAAGAGGCAGAGGGUCUCUUCACGAAGUACCACAAAGACAGUCUACAAUGAUUUUCCCAUCCAACAAUUAGUUUUCAGAGAACACACGGUUUUCCAUUGGGCUUGAUAACACCGCCUCUGAAGCUUUUUGUUCAGUUUUUGCUCAAUGAGUUGAGUACAUCAGAUUUGCUGAUGGAGAGUGGAUUAUGCAACCUGUGUGUCCAUAUUUACGUGAGCAAAUACCUCAUUCCUUCUCAACUGUCUUCCCAUAUCACCUGGAAGCGACAGCUGCCACCUGUCCUGGCAGGGAAUUCACUGAGCUCAGAGGAACACAGCCAGAUGCUAGAUGGUGUGGUUCCCCAUUUAAUCAAUCUUUGAGACAAGUUGCUCUGUUUCAUAGAAUCAGAGCCCAAAUCACAAGUCUGUUCUCAAAUAACCACGAUAGGGUUUUCUAUAGCCCAGUCUUAAGUGGGCAAAACACUUAAUUGACACUAACAUCACAACAGGUUGUACACCAAAGGAUAUUCGGAAUAGUAAAAGGAGCCUACAUCUUCAGCAGCAAAGAAUUACAA